CAUAUAUUCUUGAAAAUACUGCUCAAGCAACCGAUUCACUCUUCAUUUUAGGAGAAUUUGUUAUACCAAAAAAAAGACCAAUUGGCACACCACAUUCCACACCAAUGGCGACAGUCGUGCCAGAAACACCAUCCUUUGGUGAAUGGUUCCUGGGGCUUUUUUCUCAUGGAACUUUGAUUGUUUCGAGUGUAUAUUUCCAUAUCCAAGUAUGGAUCGAGAUUUUACUCGGCCGCGUUCCUCGGUCUGAUUUGCGCGAGGAAGCCUUUUCGCGAUUUUGGACGUUCUUUACAACCAGGCCAGCUCCUGACCCAACCAGCCCUCCGCCUCCGCCGACCGGCUCAGCGACUCUCGCGCCAUCUCUUUUUGCCCAAGCCUCCGGCGUCGUUCUAGACCUUGGCCCUGGCAACGGUGCACAGAUGCCUCUUCUGGCCAAAGCUGCUCCGGCCAUUCGAGAAGUAUACGCCGCGGAACCCUGUGUCCGACUACACACUCAAUUAGCUGCAAAAGCGCGGGAGCAUGGAUUGGGAGAAAAGUACAAUAUCCUUCCCUGCUCGGCUUCACCGGAAAGCCUGAUUCAAACCCUUGCCAAGGAGGGACUAUUAACCGGAAAUGCGGACCAAGGCAUCUUUGACACCAUCAUCUGCUGCCGCGUUCUGUGCAGCGUUCCAGAUCUCGAGGAAACCGUACGCGGAUUAUACCGCUUGUUACGGCCCGGUGGUAAAUUGCUCGUCUGCGAACACGUUCAAUCCCCGUGGUCAAAGGCCAAAGGCGGAAGCUUUUUGUCGCGUACCAUGCAGCACGUGUACAUGUUCCUUGGCUGGAAAUAUCUUAUUGGCGAUUGCGAAUUGUUGCGUGAGACGGACAAGGUGUUGCUGGAGAUUGCGGAAGAAGAGGAGGAAGAAGAAGAGGAUGUCACUGGCUGGAAAACCCCUGAUUUGAAGUUGCACUUUGCAUGGUCGACACUACCAUAUGUCUCGGGCGUGCUUGUAAAGAAGGAUUAAUUGCUUUCUUUGGUUGGUAACAUGGUGCAAUUGAGCGGAUAUAGAUUGAACAUCUAAUCAGAACCCCUCGACCCGGGUUCAGCUUAAACAAAGGUUGAACAGGACCAGGUACUUUGGUACAUUAGAAGAGGGUAAUGACUUGUGAGCUGAGGACGUGGUUGGCAUGGGGAUUUGUGUGUCCUGGUACUAUCGGAGUAGACUGCAAAUAGGUACUUUAGUACUUGGAAGCAGGGUAAUGAUUGGUGAUUCAGGUGGCGUCAACUAAUUAAUCCUUUACUAGGGCAAAGGGCCAAGUAUUAGCACCAUGCUCUAACAAACUGAGCUAACCGACCUGUUACCCGGUG
Messenger RNA from Xylona heveae TC161, 1345 nucleotides. Its product is annotated as S-adenosyl-L-methionine-dependent methyltransferase. The coding region runs from base 105 to 1001 and encodes 298 amino acids. The record is from RefSeq and is a predicted model, not a curated record. Lineage: Eukaryota; Fungi; Ascomycota; Xylonomycetes; Xylonales; Xylonaceae. The transcript is spliced from 4 exons.